Anopheles stephensi (Asian malaria mosquito) is the source of this 934-nucleotide messenger RNA. Its product is annotated as chymotrypsin-1-like. The transcript has 4 exons. Bases 64 to 855 code for a protein of 263 amino acids. Gene Ontology annotation, molecular function: serine-type endopeptidase activity. The record is from RefSeq and is a predicted model, not a curated record. NCBI's taxonomy places the organism in Eukaryota, Metazoa, Arthropoda, Insecta, Diptera, Culicidae. Gene Ontology annotation, biological process: proteolysis.
CCUAAACCAGUCAGUGAGGAUCGCUGUUUGUGAAGAGUCGGAAGUGUUUUUUUAAGCAGAAAGAUGCUUCAUACACUUACGAUUGUUACGCUUUUAGUCGCUUACGCUUGCAUUGGAACGCUUGGUAGGCUAUCCCUUCCUGCCAAACCUAGUUUCGGUGGCACUGAAGCGAAGGAAGGUGCUGCGCCCUAUCUGGUUUCGUUACAAAUUGUAGGCCAACAUUUAUGCAGUGGAACGAUCAUAGGCGAUCGAUGGAUACUGACGGCCCGGCAUUGCGUAGUAAGAGUAAUGCCAUGCUGCCUCAGUGUCAUCGUUGGGACGAAUGAUAGUGAGAAGGGUGACAUCAGGCACGAUGUUGAUCGUAUCCUUCCGUACGGCAGCUUGAACGCAUCCUUCACCAAAGACAACAUCGCACUGUUACGGCUAGCAUCGCCACUGAAAUUUGGCAAACGGGUACGGAAAAUUAAGUACUCGGCGGCAUUCAUUCCCGACAAUGCUACCCUCACGGUUACCGGCUGGGAAAAGGGCGGUCAAGACUCAGCAAAUAAUAACAUUCUAACGCUCGAUGUACACCACGUCGCAGUGGAUCGCUGCAGGGCCGCUUAUGCUAAAGAAAUUGCGAGCAACUUGACAUCGAUCAGUGAAGCAAAUCUGUGCAUCACUGCAUCGAGAACGGAUCAAGGACUGUGCCAUGAUGUUUCUGGCGGUCCGGUCAUAUGGAAGGGAAAGCAGGUUGCUGUCGUUAGCCAGAUCAUGGAAAAUCAAACAUGCACCCUUGGAUUGACUGACAUUCAAACGCGCGUUUCGUUCUACGAUGAUUGGAUACAGAGGACGAUUGCUGACAACAGUGAUUGAUUGAUAACUGAGGGGGCUCUUGGCAAAUCUUUGAGGAAAAAAUAAAAUAAUAAAAAAAAUACUAAAUAACAUUGCUAUA